Messenger RNA from Chara braunii, 832 nucleotides. The record is from the annotation of a GenBank genome assembly. Lineage: Eukaryota; Viridiplantae; Streptophyta; Charophyceae; Charales; Characeae.
GUCCCGCUCGUGGUCCCGCUUGUGGUCCCGCUGGUGUUCCCGCUGGUGUUCCCGCUGGUGGUCCCGCUCGUGGUCCCGCUCGUGGUCCCGCUCGUGCUGUGUUCCAGAUGGUGAUGGUCUGACCAGCAGUGGCCCUCCAACGGGCCGUACGAGGCAGCGGUUGCGGCGGCGGCAGACAGUCGCUCGGCAAUGCAAUCACCGAUCAGCGAUCUGCUAACUUGGCAAAAUUGGUUUGACGGAAGGCUUCUGUGGCGAUCCCGACCUGGAUCCAGAUCUAUGUAAGCAGCGGGUUCGGUCUUAGGAUUGGGGCCGUUAUCGAGACUUGAAUCGGGAUCUUGUGUGUGAUUUGGAUCGAGAGCCAUCGGGGCGGUUGGGGCAAUGGGACAAGGCAAUGACGAAGGUGGAACGCCGGGAUCGAGGGAAUAUGCAGCCGCGACGGCGGCGCCAGGAUCGGGAUCGGGUUCGGAAGACCAAUCAUGGGAGCAGAUGGCCCUCUUUUUGGAUGCGAUGCCGGAAAAUCCGGAGGAGAACGCUGACUUGGCAGCACUGCAAGCCCUGCAGUAUGACGACUACACUCCCGAGGAGGUUGCGGAGAGUUUGAAGAGCUAUGGCGACGACAACGAUCUAAGAUCUGAUGAUGAUAUCGGUGAUGAUGAUCUGCCGUACAUUGACGCUGGAAAGAGCGGCGGGAAGGAGAUGGAGGAGGAGACUCAAAGAUGAUGAUGAUGAUGAUGAUGACGAUGAUGAUGAUGAAAAUGAUGAUGAUGAUGACGACGACGACGGCGGUGGUGUCGUGGUUCUUUGGCGCGAUGAACAAAUCUCCCCGAGAGCU